AUGCAGGCCCGAACUGUUCUUAUAAUCGUAAUUGUUAUUUGUUUGUUUUGUGCCUGUGAAGCUAAGAAAAAGAAGCACAGUAAAAAGAAACUUUUGAGACAAAAGGAAACAAAUCCCGUUGACUUUAUAAGACUGACUGUAAUGAGGGUUAUAUAUGGCAUUGCAACGAGGGUAGGUUUUGGAGAACAGAUUUCCGAAGCUUUAAAUGGGGCUUUUGUUCCACCUGGUGCGGAUUACGAUUCUGAUGAGUAUGACGACGAUUUUGAUUAUUAG
Diorhabda sublineata is the source of this 273-nucleotide messenger RNA. RefSeq lists its product as uncharacterized. The transcript is spliced from 3 exons. The record is from RefSeq and is a predicted model, not a curated record. The coding region runs from base 1 to 273 and encodes 90 amino acids. NCBI's taxonomy places the organism in Eukaryota, Metazoa, Arthropoda, Insecta, Coleoptera, Chrysomelidae.